AAGCCAAAAUCAAGAACCUGAAACUCGAGUUCCAAACCCUAACUUUGUCGAUAUGAUUCUCACCACAUCAGAAUAGAUGUUACAAAAUAUACAAAUAAUCAAAAUAGUCUAGAAAUAAUAACAAUAAUAAGAAAAGCAAAUAAUAAAACAGAUAAAUUUUGAGCGGUAGAUCUGAAAGUUUAAUGCUUUUAGUUCACAAAGGGGUACAGAAAAUUACUACAUCAAAGAAGGCAUAGUUGGCGACGAUGACGGUGGCUACGAUUCCACCCAAGAUGGCAGGUGGACCAGUGAGCAAAGUCCAUUUACGAUGAAUCAUUUUGCUUCUCCUCCUGCGCUCAGAAUCCCUCUUUCUGGUUAAUGCUUCUCUCUUCUGAGGCUUCGAUAUUUGAUGACAUGCCAACCCGAAUCCUGAACUAUCCGGCUCUCUUUCAGAUGGGCCGAAAUUCUGAGCCAGGCCCAUUUAAUUGAAAUGUGUGGAGGAACUCAAUUCAAUUGUUCUAAUCGGGACAUAUGCAGGACACGACCCGGUCCGCUGGAAAAAAAACACAGCCCGAAGGGCACUGUCCGUAGGGGUAACCAGUUUUAUUAACCAGAUGAGGAAUAAUACAGGUGGUCCGUAGAAUUCUGGUUACUGAAACUGAACUUGUUUUCAUUACAAGUCGCCGUGUUAGCUAAAAAACGCAGCUGAUUAGCUUCAGGGUAGCAUGGAUCAAAAGCCUCACAUAGCUAUAGUACCGAGUCCAGGGAUGGGUCACCUCAUCCCACUCGUUGAGUUUGCCAAACAACUCGUUCUUCACCAUGAUUUCUCAGUUACUUUCAUCAUCACCACCACCGGAUCCGAACUACUCAAAGCCCAAAAGUUAGCCCUUGACAACCUCCCUCAAUCUAUAAACCUUAUAUUUCUUCCUCCAGUUUCCUUUGAAGAUCUAUCUAAAGAUACAAGCAUCCAAGCCAAACUUACCCUCGCUACCACUCGCUCUCUUUCUUUAAUCAGUGAAGCCAUCAGGUCAUUAGUUUCUACUUCUAGACUCGUGGCUUUGGUUACUGAUCAUUUCGGUACAGACGCUUUUGAUGUUGCUUUUGAAUUUAAUGUCCCUCCGUAUCUAUUUUUCACAGCCUCUCCUUUACAGUUGGCGUUUCUUUUAUUUAACUUGCCAACUAUGGAUCUGAAUGUUUCUUGCGAGUACAGAGACAUCCCCACUCAGGUUAUUGAUAUACCGGGAUUCGGCGUCUUGGUUCAUGUAUCAGAUUUACCCGACCCGGUUCAAAAUCGAAAAGGUGAUGCAUACAAAUGGUUUCUUCACAAUACGAAACGGUUUGUUUUAGCAGAAGGAAUUCUAGUAAAUAGUUUUGUUGACUUUGGAGUAAGCCUCAUUGGCGCUCUGCAAGAAGAAGGAACAGGUAAACCUCCUGUUUACCCGAUUGGACCGCUCAUAAGGUCCAGCUCGAGCAAUGAAAGUAGUGGGUCUGAUUGUCUUGAAUGGUUAGAUAGGCAACCAAGUAACUCUGUUUUAUUUGUUUCGUUUGGUAGUGGUGGAACCCUUUCUUAUGAUCAGCUCACUGAAUUUGCCUUAGGCUUAGAGAUGAGUGAGCAAAAAUUUUUAUGGGUUGUGAAAAGCCCAGAUGACAAGUCUGCUAGUGGUUCAUAUUUCAGUGUCCAAAGUAACAAAAAUCCUUUUGAUUUCUUGCCAAAAGGGUUUGUAGAAAGGACCAAGGGACAGGGCUUGGUAGUACCAUCUUGGGCACCACAAAUUGAAAUACUUGGGCAUAGCUCAACUGGAGGCUUCGUCAGCCAUUGUGGUUGGAAUUCAAUACUUGAAAGUGUUGUGCAUGGCGUGCCUUUGAUUGCCUGGCCUCUAUUUGCUGAGCAGAGGUUGAACGCUGUGAUAUUAUCUGAGGAUCAAAAAGUAGCAUUGAGACCUAAAGCAAAUGAAAAUGGGCUUAUUGGAAGAGAUGAACUCGCAAAGGUAGUGAAGGAUCUCUUGACAAGUGAAGAAGGAAUGAAGAUUCGUGAACGAAUGAAUAGCCUAAAAGAGGCUGCAGCCAAGGCUUUGAGUAAAGAAGGAUCAUCUACAAAAACGCUUUCUGAUAUGGUGCUCAAGUGGAAGAAUCAUAGAAUUUAACUUCUUGUUUACUCUGUGUUGUUGUUUAAUUAUGUUCUUGGGUUUACGUAUCAUUGUGGUUGCAGAGAUUAAUCAUUAAUUGAACAAGUAGAAAAUUUUAUUUUAAA
Molecule: messenger RNA, 2230 nt
Organism: Mangifera indica (mango)
Lineage: Eukaryota; Viridiplantae; Streptophyta; Magnoliopsida; Sapindales; Anacardiaceae
Product: hydroquinone glucosyltransferase-like
Exons: 1
Coding region: 705-2123 (472 amino acids)
Molecular function (GO): UDP-glycosyltransferase activity
Source: RefSeq, a predicted model, not a curated record